UGGUUUUGAAGGAAAUUAACCCAAAAAAGAAAAUUAAAAGUGAGCAAAAAUGGACAACACUUAAUCCAAAUAGCCACCCAUAUGUCACAUGUAAAUUGACCUUAUUUGGCUUUUCAUUAGUAUUUAUUUUUCUCUUCCGUGAUAUAUAAGAAGUACUUUAAGUCUCCAAAUUAUUAUACCUAACAUAAUCCCCACCACCAAAUUUAAAAACAUAAUCUUUCUAUGGGUUCCCUUAGAGAGGCCUACAAAGAUAACCCUCUUGAACUCCAUCACAUUACCCCUCUAGACUUCUCAUCUUUUCAAUCUCUUCCCGACUCCCAUGCAUGGGUCGAUCGCGAUCACCAACCCUUGUCCGAUAAGGAUUCUUCGCUGCGUGUCAUUGACCUAGCCGAUCCCGAUGUGGUCAAGUUGGUCAGCCGAGAGUGCGAGAAGUGGGGGAUGUUUUUGAUCAAGGGUCACGACAUCUCUCCGGAACUCUUGGAGGAAGUGGAAACGGAGACUAGGCGUUUGUUUUCUCGGUCCGCGAUUGAAAAGGUGAAGGUAAUGCGAGAGCCCGGUGGAGCCACGGGAUAUGGAGCUGCGAGGAUAGCGUCGUUCUUCGACAAGGCUAUGUGGCACGAAGGAUUCACUAUUAUGGGAUCAUCUCUUGUUGAACAUGCUAAGGUUCUUUGGCCAAAUGACUAUCAAAGGUUUUGCGACGUGAUGGAUCGUUACCAAUUGAAGAUGAAGGAGUUAUCCUUGAAGCUACUAGUGCUCAUCCUCAAAUCAAUCGAAGGUUUAAGCCACGAUGUGAUCACAAAAUGGGUAGAUGUGAUCCACAAAUCCGGUACGAAUACGAAUGCGAUGCAAUUGAAUUCAUACCCUCCAUGCCCGGACCCGAAUCGUGCGUUAGGUAUGGCCCCUCACACCGACUCACUCCUCUUAACCGUCCUCCAUCAGACAGGAGGCGACGGACUACAAAUCCUUCCAUCAGGUUAUCAAGCUCGUUGGACCAAAGUCUCCCCGAGACACGGGGAGCUUAUAGUAAAUGUUGGCGACCUAAUCCACAUCAUAUCAAACGGGCGAAUUCCGUCGUGUCGUCACCGAGUGAAAGUGGCAAACAAAAGGCAUCGAUACUCGAUGGCUUACUUUUGCGGGAUGCCAUUGGAUAUGGUGGUGAAGCCCUUCAUUAGUAAGGCAGAAUUUGCUAGGUAUAGAGAAGUUACGGUUAAGGAGUAUGUUCAAUUGAAAGCAAAGUCCCUUGAUAAGGCAUUGUCCUCCAUAAGGAUACAAAACUCAAGUCUUGGUGCAUAA
Impatiens glandulifera is the source of this 1293-nucleotide messenger RNA. Its product is annotated as gibberellin 3-beta-dioxygenase 1-like. NCBI's taxonomy places the organism in Eukaryota, Viridiplantae, Streptophyta, Magnoliopsida, Ericales, Balsaminaceae. The transcript is spliced from 2 exons. The record is from RefSeq and is a predicted model, not a curated record. Gene Ontology annotation, molecular function: gibberellin 3-beta-dioxygenase activity. Gene Ontology annotation, biological process: gibberellin biosynthetic process; response to light stimulus. Bases 223 to 1293 code for a protein of 356 amino acids.